GUUCGACACCUGAGGUUGACCUCAAAGUGGUGACGCGGCUGCAGGAGGUUAUCGAAGCGCAGCGGGAACAGAUGCACAAGACAGAGAAGGAAUGCCAUUUAAAAGCAACAGAGCUGGACAACCUGAAGUCGCAGCUGGAGAAGGUCAACCAUGUGAACAGAGAACUGCGGCGCCGCCAGAGGACCUACGGCAGCCAGAUGCGGUCCCUGAUCGACGAGCGCGCCGAGUUGCAAGCGGCGCUGCAGGAGGAGACGCGUGCUGUCAACGUGCUUCGGCAGCGGCUGGGACUCGCGCAGAAGGAGAACGAGGACCUGGCCAGUUCCAGUAGUGAUAGCCUGGACUUGACCAACAAGUUGGUAUUUGACCGGGAUGACCCCAACCGACCUCGUUUCACAAUGACUGAGCUUAAAGAGAUUCUCUACGAGCGCAAUGAACUGAAAGCUCGUGUGUCUGAUCUCGAAGAUGAAUUGGAAAUGUACAGGCCCAAGGAAGAGCGACAGCGGAGCCACAUUAUCUGUCCUCCGGUAGAGAUGGUGGAUCCGGAGGGGGGGCUCCAGCCUCCUACAGACCCCCUCACACCCCCCCCCUCUCUCUCCGACUCACUUUCCAACGAGAUACAAGAUGCUGCAGAAGAAGAGGAUCCACCAGUUCAAGGUCCCAUGCCCUAUGAACCUGAUGAUGCCCCAUGGAGGAAGGGAGAAUCUGGUAUUAGGAAGUUCUUUGGGUACUUGAAUUCAGUAAGAGAGCGCUUGAUAAGUGGUGUAGAAGAGAAGCUUCUGGGCGAAGUGCAGGAAGGAAAGAUCAGCUCCUGAAGCUGGGGUAGGCAGGGUCAUUAC
Messenger RNA from Penaeus indicus, 836 nucleotides. RefSeq names its product RILP-like protein homolog. The record is from RefSeq and is a predicted model, not a curated record. NCBI's taxonomy places the organism in Eukaryota, Metazoa, Arthropoda, Malacostraca, Decapoda, Penaeidae. The transcript has 6 exons. Gene Ontology annotation, molecular function: protein dimerization activity. The annotation marks the transcript as partial.